Molecule: messenger RNA, 1644 nt
Organism: Elaeis guineensis (African oil palm)
Lineage: Eukaryota; Viridiplantae; Streptophyta; Magnoliopsida; Arecales; Arecaceae
Product: indole-3-glycerol phosphate synthase, chloroplastic
Biological process (GO): L-tryptophan biosynthetic process
Molecular function (GO): phosphoribosylanthranilate isomerase activity; indole-3-glycerol-phosphate synthase activity
Source: RefSeq, a predicted model, not a curated record
ACUUUUCGCACGUGCGAUGGCCGCAAUUUCCCACUAUCGCCCCAACAUGUUCUCCCCGUCGGCUCUUCGAGUCACCGGAGGCUAGAGCCGGGGGUAUAUAAUAACCCUGGUUUCGGCCUCUCCUCCUCUUCUCUUCUUAUUGCGAUUGGGAAGGAAUGGUGGGAAUCGCCAUCGGAACAUCUUCUGGAAUUAGGGUUUCGGCUCCGUGCUUUUCUGCACCGAAAUUUAGGGGAAAUCUUCCCUCGAGGAAUUGGGUUGCAGGAACUCGGAUGGAUUUUAGAAGGAAAUCGACUCCUCUCAGCUGCAGAAGAGCGAAAGAGGAGUCAACAGAUGCGUGUAUAUCUGAAACUUCCACUGAUGAUGAUACUGCAAACUUGAUUAAAGUCAGAGAGUUGGAAAAUGGAAACUUGCCAGAUGAUGCUGCAGCAAAACAGGGUAUAAGAAUUAGAAGACGCCCUCCAACUGGACCACCUACUCACAUGGUGGGACCCUUUCAGUUCCGCUUGGAGAAUGAGGGAAACACUCCACGCAACAUUCUAGAGAAGAUAAUAUGGGACAAGGACGUGGAAGUUUCACAGAUAAAAGAGAGAAAACCUUUAAAUGUGGUGAAGAAAGCUCUUGCGGAUGCUCCUCCUGUUAGAGAUUUUGUUGGGGCUUUGAAGGCAUCAUAUCAACGAACUGGUAUGCCAGCUUUGAUAGCUGAGGUGAAAAAGGCUUCUCCAAGCAGAGGGGUGCUGCGUGAGGAUUUUGAUCCAGUUGAAAUAGCUAAUGCCUACGAGAAAAAUGGAGCAGCAUGCUUAAGUGUCUUGACUGAUGAAAAACACUUUCAGGGAAGCUUUGAGAAUCUAGAGGCUAUAUGCAGAGCUGGUGUUGAGUGCCCUCUUCUAUGCAAAGAAUUUAUUAUUGAUGCUUGGCAAAUUUACUAUGCUCGGUCGAAGGGCGCAGAUGCAAUCCUUUUGAUUGCUGCUGUGUUGCCUGAUCUUGAUAUCAAAUAUUUUACUAAGAUCUGCAGAAUGCUAGGCUUAGCAGCACUGGUUGAGGUGCAUGAUGAAAGGGAAAUGGACCGAGUAUUGAGCAUUGAUGGGAUCCAGCUCAUUGGUAUCAACAAUCGUGACCUUGAAACUUUUGAAGUUGAUAUUUCAAACACAAAAAGGCUUCUGGAGGGAGAGCGUGGUGAGAUUAUACAUCAAAAAGACAUAAUGGUGGUAGGAGAAUCUGGACUAUUUACACCUAAGGAUAUUUCAUAUGUUCAAGAUGCUGGAGUUAAGGCUGUUUUGGUUGGCGAAUCCCUAAUCAAACAAGAUGAUCCAGGCAGAGGAAUAGCUGGACUUUUUGGUAGAGAUAUAUCUCUACGAGUUUGAAGUAUUUGGAAUAAGAAGCCGGUGUCAUAUUUAUGAAAAGACGUUAUCUUUCCUUCGAAAUAAUAAGAACUACAGGAUUCAAGAGCAUGAAGUGUUGAACGGGCACAUCUUGUCACUUCCAUUUCCAUGCUGUAAUAAAUCCUCCUAAUCAGGAAAACCAUCAAAAAGUUGUUUCAGAGCAUACUAUCAUCAGAUUAGGGUCUUUGCAGAAUGUUAGAACUUUGGAAAAAUAGGAGUAGGAUAUACUAGUUUUAUUAACAAAGAUGGAAGAAAAUAUGUUGCA